Rhipicephalus microplus (southern cattle tick) is the source of this 2043-nucleotide messenger RNA. RefSeq names its product membrane metallo-endopeptidase-like 1. Gene Ontology annotation, biological process: protein processing. Gene Ontology annotation, molecular function: metalloendopeptidase activity. NCBI's taxonomy places the organism in Eukaryota, Metazoa, Arthropoda, Arachnida, Ixodida, Ixodidae. Gene Ontology annotation, cellular component: plasma membrane. The record is from RefSeq and is a predicted model, not a curated record.
AUGCAUCGUUCCGGCUUGCAAGACGGCAGCCGUGACCAGGUGGUGGUGCGGCCUCUGCCACGGUCAAGGCCGCCAGCCAAUGCCAAGAAGCGCCGAACGCCGCUAUUUUGGUGCCGCCUGCUGACUGCCUCGGCUGUGGUCGCGGGGGCAACGGCCGCCUGCGUGACAGCCUACCAGAUGCUGCUUGAACGAGACGCCGAGGAGCCCUGCACCACGGAUGCGUGCCGGAGUGACCAUUCCCGACUUGCUGCCAUCGUGGAACCCAGCAAGGCACCCUGCGAUGACUUUUACGGCUUCGUCUGCAGCGGUGCCACCUGGCAACAGGGCGGUGGCGCCAUGUUUAUUGAAGUGGAGAACGAAAACCUCAGGAGGCUGAACGCCUCGCUCAUCGGCUAUGCUAUCACCAAAUCCGCUCACUCGUUUGGGAGGCUUGCCACGUUCUACGCAUCGUGUCACAACGCGUUCACGGGACAGCACGACCUCCGCACGACUAUAAGAAGCUUUCUUCGAAACCUUGGCGUAUCACUGCGAGAAUGGCUUCGGGCCAAGACUCUGGAAGACCUCCUGGAUCAUGCUGCGUACCUAUCCUUGCACCGAAGUAUACCGAGUUUCCUGUGGAUUCGGAUUGAACCGUCGGGCUUAGUAUUCGUACAGCCAGCGCUUCCUCUGUCCAUAAGGCUCAAAGCCCCCGUGUACAGCGACAUUCUGGGACUGCUUCGGAGCUUUGUCAAUGCCUUCGAAGAAAUCAGAAAGCAGGAAGAGCGGAUUUUCGACCUGCACGUAAUAAACGUUCGCCUGCAUGCGGUUCCAAUCACGGAUGAAUGUAUUGUAGUGCAUGCCAGACAAGCAUUGCGCUUUCUUACAGACCAGGAAAUGGUGGUGUGGCUCUCUAAGAUCAACAAGUAUCUCCCGACAAAAUCACGACUUGCACCAGAUUCGCAGAUCGUGAUUAGGAACGCCGACUUUUUGGGCAACCUGUCGCGCUUUUUGCAAGUCUCUCAUCGGGAAGUGCGAAAUCUCUACAUUCUCAUGACACUGCUUGAGGCUGUUGUUGAAUGGGAGUACGCACGCUCAAAGUUUUCCCGCUCCGCGGACGUCGCCUUCGAGACUGUGAAAUACUGCGCUGCCAUGAGUCAGACACUCAUGUCAAAACUCUGGACAUCGUUCGUGACCCGGACACUCGUCAUCCGUGAAACAAACGCUCGAGCUAUUCGAGACGUCGUAGCCACUGUGACGGAGAGGUUUAAGGACGACUUUGCUGCCGUUACGUGGCAGAAUGAGGUGGGAAAAGUGAGAACGCUUCAAUGGAUGAGUGCUAUGCGUUGGCGUCUCCCCGACGAAAGAGACUUUGAUGAGGAGGCUGCCCGGGCGUCCAUCGCUCACGUUCCGGAAAUGAGUAGCUCGCACUUCCUGAAUGUGGGUUAUCUAAGGCUGCUGACAAGCACGGACACCAUGGACGAGGACCACGCCGCGGAAAAGCCGGUUGUCACGUACGACUACAACCGUAACACGCUCACAGUAACCGUCGGUGCGCUGGUGAAGCCUCUGUACUACAGCGAUGGCGAAAUUCAGUUAAACAUGGCGUCGCUGGGCUUUGUGGUGGCUUUCCAACUCUGGAACGCAGUCGUGAGGUAUGCGACGUGGGAGCAGCAGCCUCCUUCUUCCUCCUUGUGGGUCUUGGAAGGUGAUGCGUCCUGUUUCAUCAAGGGAUAUCGCAACCUCUCGGAGGAACCCGUAUCAUCAGAUACAUUUAUCAAGCUGGAACUACACAACCGUGUAAACGCGCUCAGGACGAUCUUGGGUGCUUCGUCUGGAUUCCUCGAUAUGAGCAUAAAAAAACCCGCUCCAAAGUGGCCGCAAGUUACGCAGCUGCAGUUCUUCUUCAUCCGCUACUGCUCCAUGAUGUGCACAAAGGAAGUGUCCGGCUUGUACCGUAAUCUCUAUUGUGACAUUCCUGUAUCGUCAACAAGCCACUUUAGAAACGCCUUUCAAUGUUCGAUAAAGGAUACCUUAGGCGCUAAGACCUCAUGUGGUGUCUCAUGA